Molecule: messenger RNA, 905 nt
Organism: Brassica napus (rape)
Lineage: Eukaryota; Viridiplantae; Streptophyta; Magnoliopsida; Brassicales; Brassicaceae
Product: 40S ribosomal protein S7-3
Exons: 4
Coding region: 161-733 (190 amino acids)
Biological process (GO): ribosomal small subunit biogenesis; translation; rRNA processing
Cellular component (GO): cytosolic small ribosomal subunit; ribosome; 90S preribosome
Molecular function (GO): structural constituent of ribosome
Source: RefSeq, a predicted model, not a curated record
AUUAACGGCCCAGAUACGAUCAACCUUUGGAAACCCUAAUCAUCAAACAUUAAAACCUAAAAGGAUAAGCCGCAAGCUACUUCUCUUUUUGUUCUUCAAUCUUGAGCUCUUCUUCUUCUUCUUCGUUCCUGCAGAUUUCUCGCUAUACGAUUCUGUGAAGAUGUUCUCGGCUCAGAACAAGAUCAAGAAGGACAAGAAUGCCUCUCCAACAGAGUGCGAGGAGCAAGUUGCUCAGGCUCUGUUUGAUUUGGAGAACACCAACCAGGAGUUGAAGAGCGAGUUGAAAGAUCUUUACAUCAACCAAGCUGUUAACAUGGACAUUGCUGGAAACCGCAAGGCUAUUGUGAUCUACGUCCCAUUCAGAUUGAGGAAAGCUUUCCGCAAGAUUCACCCCCGUCUCGUCAGAGAGCUUGAGAAGAAGUUUAGUGGAAAGGAUGUUAUCUUUGUUGCGACAAGAAGGAUCAUGCGUCCACCAAAGAAGGGUGCUGCUGUUCAGAGGCCACGCAACAGAACGCUAACCUCUGUUCAUGAAGCAAUGCUCGAGGAUGUCGCUUACCCUGCUGAGAUCGUUGGGAAACGCACUCGUUACCGUCUUGAUGGUUCCAAGAUCAUGAAGGUGUAUUUGGAGGCCAAGGAGAGGAACAACACAGAGUACAAGCUCGAGUCUAUGAUGGGUGUGUACCGUAAACUUACUGGAAAGGAUGUCACUUUCGAGUACCCUGUUGAAGCUUGAAGUUGAUGGUGAAGAAUCACAUCAGGAUAGAGGAGAGCGAGAGCUUUUGAUUCUGUUUUGUGGUGUUUAGGAUGAAGUAAACUCUGUUUUGGUUCCUUAUUCAUAUUACAAAAGACUAGUUUAUGUACUUUUCAAUUUUGAGACCUAUAAGCUUCAGUGUUUCAAGCUCAAA